Fomitopsis serialis is the source of this 561-nucleotide messenger RNA. RefSeq lists its product as uncharacterized. The annotation marks the transcript as partial. Lineage: Eukaryota; Fungi; Basidiomycota; Agaricomycetes; Polyporales; Fomitopsidaceae. The record is from RefSeq and is a predicted model, not a curated record. The transcript is spliced from 5 exons.
AAUUAUGAGAAUCAACAAGACUCUCAUUACCAGGAGCUGCGCGCCCGGGCGAAGGAACAGGGCUCGAAGAUGGCGCAAUGCUUCGAGGAGAGCCACACGGCGUACUCGAGCGGGAACGGCGCGCGUGCCAAGGAGAUGUCCAACGAGGGCAAGGCGCACAAGGCGGAGAUGGAGCGCUUGAACGCGCAGGCGAGCGAGUGGAUCUUUACCAAGAACAAUGAGGACAGCACUCCUGGAGAAAUUGACCUGCACGGACUGUACGUGAAGGAGGCCAUCACCUAUUCAGAGCGUGCCAUUCAAACCGCGCGUCGCCGAGGGGAUGCAAAGCUUCACCUCAUCGUCGGUAAAGGCUUGCAUUCGUCAGACGGCGUCGCUAAGCUCAAGCCCGCAAUCGGGGAGCUGAUGCAGAAGCAAGGCCUCGUGGCUGAACUGGAUCCGGACAACUCUGGCGUCCUCAUCGUCAACCUAGACGGCCGGCCCACCGGCACUGGACCCGUGCUCGGUCUCGACGAUAUUGCUCGGCGCCUCGAAGACAAAGACAACGGGUGUACGAUUAUGUGA